AUGCAGCACCGGGGCGUCUCAGAUCUAUUUAGCACCACGAAUCGCAAGAUAUGGGAGAUGAUUAUAGGCGGGCGUCCGCCCUCGUCCAAUUUCCCUUUCAUCCCGGGGCUUCAUCUCGCACCUGGGAAGAAUGUCCUGGUGCAAAAGACUCCCCGAGUUCAUCCAGGCCCUUCUAUCCACCCUUACGGCUCGUCUUUCCAAGACGGCGCAUCACUAGCUUGGUACUCACCUCCGUCUCCCUCCUCCCCCUCCCUCGCAUCUCGGUUCCGAAAGCUCGCUCUUUACAAAUCCUGGGAGUACGCGUCGGUCCAUGGUGGCCAGAUCAAUCGCGCCCUCCCGCGGACUGCGAUGUCGGUGAACACUCCACCUCCUUCCGCGGAAACAAUCAUCUCCCCACGCGCGAGUCUGUCGACCGCCGAUCCCGCGGCACUGGACCAUCUGGAUCAACAAUUGAAGCGUCUUUCUGACGACGUCCUCCCUCAGCAUCCCUAUCUCCUGACCCUUCCUACGAAUGCGCCUUAUCACCUUGGGCCUCGCUCCGCCAACAAUUGGGCCGUAGGAUAUGAUCGGCCAUUCGGCCUCGAGGAACAGGAACUUCAAUACGUGACAUUUCUCACUCACCACAACACUGACUCUUUGUUGUUGGCGGUUGGGGAUUGGUCGGACGAAACAGGGCGCAUGAUGGCCGACCACUCAACCGCGCCCAGCACAGAAAUCCCAAGAGAAACUGUGGCCAGGAAAAAGAUUAGUUUGAACGACUACAAGAAUCAGAAAAUCACGAGUCCCGCAACCUCGCACGCGUCCCAUGAGGCAACCCCCCGAGACCCAACGAAGUUACCCAUGCGCGAGGAACCACGGCGCGUUUCCAGGCCGGACCCUGUCAAGAAGAGCGAUAAGAACCAGCCGCCUGAUAACCCCUCCAAGUCGCACCCGCACCUGUCGCCGGGCAAGGGUCCCAAGAAACGACCAUCCACGUCGGAUAUCAAACACCUCGGUGUGCUAGGGUCUCAAGACCCCGAUAUGCACUCGUCCAAGAAACCACGCCUGUCCCCAGAGAAAGAACCGCGAAGGGAGGUUACUCCGUCUAAAUCUAAUACCCCGAAGUUGCCUGCUCUAUUGUCUCCAACGCUUCCCCCGACCUCGACACCUAGGCUCCCAAGAUUGCUCUCUCCCACCCUACCCCCCGACAUCGAAAAAGAGCUAGCCAGACUUGGCGACCAGUCACCGAUCCGCACCUCUCCCAAACACGACACGACUACAUUCAAAUCUAAGCGAGAUGAAUCGAUACCGCUGCGGUCCCCGGCUCCUUUUGCCAAAGAGUCCCAGUCGAGGUUAAUUGUCAGGCUAAGAUAUGGCAAAGCUAACCGGCGAUGGGUCGAGGGCUUGUUGAAGUUCACUGGUGGCAAAAAGAAGGUGCCACGGCCCAGCUCGCCAACCGGCCAAGACACUGACACGGAGGAACCGAGCAGAGUUGAAAAGAGGCGCGAUGAAACGACCUUCGGGCGCGAAAUCGUUUCUUCUGACCGAUCCCGGGCCAGGUCUAAACGUGAAUUGGAUGAAGGCGACUCUGCAGCAAGAGCCAAGGAUCCGAAGGGACCUGGGGAGAAGCCUCAGACUGGAGCAAGUCAUCCUCCUCGCUCAAUCCCAAACGUCAACGACAAAUCGAAAUCCUCGACUAGUCUUACGCCCGUCAAGGCCUCAAUGGCUCGACGAAACGGUCUUGGGGAAGGCGAGGCAGCACUCCCAUCAACCCGGCGAGGGCGGUCGCGUAAUUUCGAUCGUCGAGCGUGGCGUGAUGAGUUCCAGAAGUUCAGCAAUAUUGGUCGUGAAUUGAAACACGCCGCCGUGCGAUCGUCUACCACUGACGAAAAGCUAGCAGCUGUCACAGCGAUCGAGGCCAUCAUGGGCUUCAUUCUUGCAUUUGUGGCCGAUGAUCAAUCCAAAACAAUCGCAAGGCAGGUGGGAGACUCUUCCUCGUGGCAGUCUAUCAUUGCAUAUUGGCGGGUGGUUAUGAAGAACAGUACCUCAUACCCAAUCCUACAUAGCCUUUGUCUGCUCUUGGGUGCUGUAUCAUACGGAGCCAUUCAUUCGCUUGAUUUGGAUCGUCUUGCAGCGAGCCCUCUACCUGGUGAACACACGCCAGUCCCUACGCCCGGUAGCGAUGGCAGUACUAUGCCGUCGGAUGAGAACAAAAAAAGCCGAAGGGAAUUCUUAGAGCUGAAAAACCGGCUUCCUGAAAGCUUCAAGGAGUCUCAAAAACUGUGGAUAGAGGGAACUCGAGGCCUAUCGGAGGACACAUUAAGAAGAGAGUUUCCAAGUACCUGGUCUUCGCGAUCUCAUAAUCACGCAGAACGAGGCCGAACCGUGUUAAAACCCGGCGAAUAUGUUGGGGACUAUUUUCUACCUCUUGGGGGAAUUACUCCGCCUAUUGAAGUGGUGCGCUUUGGCUGGUCUCUUCUCCAAGAGUGGUGUACGCAAGAGAAAGUAGACUGGAAGAGUCGCCUGGGCUUGUAG
This is a messenger RNA of Penicillium chermesinum, 2514 nucleotides long. RefSeq lists its product as uncharacterized. The coding region runs from base 1 to 2514 and encodes 837 amino acids. NCBI's taxonomy places the organism in Eukaryota, Fungi, Ascomycota, Eurotiomycetes, Eurotiales, Aspergillaceae. The record is from RefSeq and is a predicted model, not a curated record. The transcript is spliced from 3 exons.